AUGGAGCCAUCAGAGAUGGACCUAUAUCUACACAAAGGAUGUUAUUUUUUUCGAGUGCUGUCCUCACCUGAAAAUAUAGAUUCACUGGAAAGUUUUGAAAUCCGAGAUGAUGAUACAUUUAUAAUCACAUAUCCUAAAUCAGGCACAGUGUGGACUCAGAACAUUGUGAGCUUGAUUCUUUAUGAAGGUCAUCGAGAUGGAACUGAAAAUAUUAGCCUGAUUGACCGAGCACCAUGGCUGGAAUAUAAUAUUUACCAUGUAGAUUUACCUAGUCGCCCAUCACCUCGUGUCAUUUCUUCCCAUCUGCCCUACUAUUUGGUACCCAAAGGAUUACGAAAUAAACGAGCAAAAAUUAUUUAUGUGUUUAGAAAUCCAAAGGAUGUCUUGGUUUCUAGCUAUCAUUUUUACAAAAUUCUAACCAUAAUGGAAACAUCAAAAGAGUUUGAUGUUUAUUUCAAGAAGUUUUUGGCUGGCAAAGUGCCUAGUAGUUUGUGGCUUGACCAUAUAGAAGGCUGGUACACUCAUAAGGGUGAUUUCAAUAUUCUUUUCCUUUCUUAUGAAGAAAUGAAAAAGGAUCUGAGAAGUUCUCUAUUGAAAAUAUGCAACUUCUUAGGAAGAAAACUAACUGAAAAGGAGGUGGAUGUUGUGGUGGAUAAAGCUACAUUUGAUAGCAUGAAAGCGGAUUCUAGAACAAACUACGCAGUCAUGAAUCCUACCUUAACAGAGUCUAGCAAAGGGGUCUUUCUUCGUAAAGGCAUUGUUGGGGACUGGAAGAACCUCAUGACCGUUGCCCAGAGUGAAAGGUUUGACCGUGUCUUUAAGGAGAGAAUGGAAAAGCUGCCCUUCAGGUUCUGCUGGGAUAUUCAGGAGGAUCCUGAGCCUAUUUCCAGCUCAGGGGAGGAAAAUAAUGUGUGAUA
Messenger RNA from Ahaetulla prasina, 917 nucleotides. RefSeq names its product amine sulfotransferase-like. The record is from RefSeq and is a predicted model, not a curated record. Bases 1 to 915 code for a protein of 304 amino acids. The transcript is spliced from 6 exons. Gene Ontology annotation, molecular function: sulfotransferase activity. Gene Ontology annotation, biological process: sulfation. Lineage: Eukaryota; Metazoa; Chordata; Lepidosauria; Squamata; Colubridae. Gene Ontology annotation, cellular component: cytoplasm.